UAGGAACUUACAAAAAUUAAGUGUAAAGAAGCCCAACUGAACUUGCAAAAUGGCAGGCUUCCUAGACAAUUUCCGUUGGCCUGAAUGUGAAUGUAUAGAUUGGGGUGAAAGAAGAAAUACAGUUGCUUCUGUGGUGGCUGGGGUCUUGUUUUUUACAGGCUGGUGGAUAAUGAUAGAUGCUGCAGUAGCUUAUCCUAAACCAGAACAAAUGAACCACGCAUUUCACACUUGUGGAGUAUUUUCCACCCUAGCUUUUUUCAUGAUAAACGCUGUAUCAAAUGCUCAAGUAAGAGGUGACAAUUAUGGUGAUGGAUGCUUAGGAAGAACAGGUGCUCGUGUCUGGCUCUUCAUUGGCUUCAUGUUGAUGUUUGCCUCACUUAUUGCUUCUAUAUGGAUCCUUUUUGGAGCAUAUGUUACCCAAAAUAUUAACGUAUACCCGGGAUUAGCUGUGUUUUUUCAAAAUGCUUUGAUAUUUUUUAGUACCCUUAUCUACAAAUUUGGAAGAACAGAAGAAUUGUGGGCCUAA
Messenger RNA from Protobothrops mucrosquamatus (brown spotted pit viper), 526 nucleotides. RefSeq names its product transmembrane protein 50B. The record is from RefSeq and is a predicted model, not a curated record. Lineage: Eukaryota; Metazoa; Chordata; Lepidosauria; Squamata; Viperidae. The transcript has 6 exons. Gene Ontology annotation, biological process: late endosome to vacuole transport via multivesicular body sorting pathway; protein targeting to vacuole. Bases 50 to 526 code for a protein of 158 amino acids.